Hemiscyllium ocellatum (epaulette shark) is the source of this 1305-nucleotide messenger RNA. RefSeq names its product fibrinogen-like protein 1. The record is from RefSeq and is a predicted model, not a curated record. NCBI's taxonomy places the organism in Eukaryota, Metazoa, Chordata, Chondrichthyes, Orectolobiformes, Hemiscylliidae. The coding region runs from base 1 to 1305 and encodes 434 amino acids. The transcript has 6 exons.
AUGUGGUCCAGCAGGGUUCUCAUUGAAACCUGUGUAUGGGCUGUGUUUGUGAAUGCUUGGUUCUGGAUAACAUGUGGUAUAGCCCAGAAUGGCAGUGAGGAGCACAGUCAGGAAGGGACAGUCCUGCCCCUGGGCACUCAGUACAGAACCCAUCUUCAGCUCAGCAGAAGGUGCAGACAUGGGGUCAACUCGCCUCAACUGGAGAGCCAACGGUGUCCCAACAUGCUUGGCUGUUGGGAGCAGACGUCCCGGAGCAGGCUACAGGACAACGAAAAUGGGAGACAGCAGCUUGUGGGAGUGAAGGAGAUGAUGUCUCAGAUACAAGAGGAGCUGAAAAAGCAUCAACAUCAAAUCAAAGUGCUAGACCUACAGCUCCAGGAGAAAGGUCGAAAGGAUGUGAAGUUGGAGGCUGAGGUACAGCACGUGAAGCAGCAAUCCAGUGAGAGCAGUACCUUGUUACAUAUUCAUGCCUCACUCAUCUAUGACUUGCAGACACAGGUUCACAACCUGCUGAUGUGGCUGGACCAGGCUCACAGCAACAACAACUGCUCACUCCACCACCACCUCCACCAACACCGGCACCAACCCGAACAACAUCAACACUCAGAUCUCCAAUACAUUCGGAACUGCCCCCUUGACUGUGCGAGCAUCUACUAUAACGGGGUGACUCAGUCUGGAAUCUACACCAUCAUUCCCUCCAUUGGAGGACUGCCCACCAGGGUCUACUGUGACAUGGAUACUGCAGGGGGAGGAUGGACCAUUAUCCAACGCAGGGUCGAUGGAACCAUUGACUUCAACAGAGGCUGGACUGAGUAUAAAGAGGGUUUUGGUGAACUAACAGGAGAGUUCUGGUUGGGUAACAAUCAUAUUCACGACAUUACAAGCCAAGGGGAAUACUCACUUCGAAUUGAUUUGGAGGAUUGGAAAUACCGACAGAAGUUUGUGCUGUAUGAAACUUUCAGGAUUGAAGAUGAAUCCAACCAUUUCCGCCUGCAUGUUGCAGGUUUCAGUGGAACUUUGGAAGAUUCCUUUGCCUGGUAUCACAACAAGAGGAGCUUCAGCACACCAGAUACUGGCAACAUCUGUGCCAAGAUCUCACACGGAGGCUGGUGGUAUCAUCAAUGCUUCUUCUCCAAUCUCAAUGGGAUUUACUACAAGGGUGGAAGGUACUCUGCAAAGGAUAAGGAGCUGCUGGGACCAGAUGGGAUUGUGUGGUACAGCUGGAAGAACUCUGAUUACUACUCUCUGAAAUCGGUGUCGAUGAAGAUCCGCCCACGGAACUUUCGUCCCCACCAGACACCCUGA